Gadus morhua (Atlantic cod) is the source of this 2249-nucleotide messenger RNA. RefSeq names its product T cell leukemia homeobox 1 (gene tlx1). The transcript has 3 exons. The record is from RefSeq and is a predicted model, not a curated record. Lineage: Eukaryota; Metazoa; Chordata; Actinopteri; Gadiformes; Gadidae. Gene Ontology annotation, cellular component: nucleus. The coding region runs from base 286 to 1215 and encodes 309 amino acids. Gene Ontology annotation, molecular function: DNA-binding transcription factor activity, RNA polymerase II-specific; RNA polymerase II cis-regulatory region sequence-specific DNA binding. Gene Ontology annotation, biological process: regulation of transcription by RNA polymerase II; animal organ development.
CACUCUCACCGCACGCUCUCCAAUAGCGAGCAGACACAUGCGCGUGCGAGGGCUAUCUCUCCCUCUUCCCAAACACACACACACACACACACACACACACACACACACACACACACACACACACAUACACACACAUAUGCACCCACACUCAUCAUUAGAUAGGAACGGCGGAGGACCACGAGCCCGAGAAGACUCCAAAGCUCUGAGAGCGUAAGGAGCUGCGGCGGCACGGAGCGCACCUUCUGGGGUCCUCGCGCGGAGGCGGGGGCGCUCGAGCUGGAGGUCAUGGAGCACAUCAUCGGCGGGGCGCAUCUCCAGCACACGCACGCUGAGCCCAUCAGCUUCGGUAUCGACCAGAUCCUAAACAACGUGGAGCAGAGCUGCAUGCUGGGCGCGAGGAUGCACGAGCAGCCGGACUACGGUUACGGCGGCUGCGUGGUGAGCGCGGCCUACGGCGGCAUGAACGGCGGCUUCACGUGCAGCAAUAAUGGAUACAACAACAUGAACCACAUGAACAACAACAACAACAACUCCUGCGGGAUGGGGUCCCUUGGCGGCACGUACAACAUGAACAUGGGGGUGAGCUUGAACGGAAGUAAUGUGAACGGCGCCGGAGUGAUCCGCGUGCCGGCGCACCGGCCGAUGGGCAGCGGGCACGCCUCCUUACAGAACGGUGGCAUGAUGUCCGGGGCCAUCAACAACCUGACAGGACUCACGUUCCCAUGGAUGGAGAGCAACAGACGGUAUACCAAAGAUCGUUUCACGGUGGCCCUCUCACCACUCACUGUAACACGCCGCGUAGGUCACCCGUACCAGAACCGCACGCCCCCCAAAAAGAAGAAGCCGCGGACGUCGUUCACGCGCCUGCAGAUCUGCGAGCUGGAGAAGCGCUUCCACCGGCAAAAGUACCUGGCGUCGGCGGAGCGCGCGGCCCUCGCCAAAGCCCUGAAGAUGACGGACGCGCAGGUCAAGACGUGGUUCCAGAAUAGGAGGACCAAAUGGAGGCGGCAGACGGCGGAGGAACGAGAAGCUGAGCGGCAGCAGGCGAACCGCAUUCUCAUGCAGCUCCAGCAGGAGGCCUUCCAGAAGACCAUCAACCAGCCCGUGACCCCUGACCCGCUGUGCCUUCACAACAGCUCCCUGUACGCCCUCCAGAACCUGCAGCCAUGGACAGAGAACACGGGCAAAAUCAGCAGCGUGUCGGCAUGCGAAUAGGACCUCCAAAAACUGCCCUCAGUUUUUUUCUAUCAGCUUUUUUUAAAGAUUGUUCACUUGGAUGUUGGAUUAAAGAAGAAAAGACAGAGCGAGAGCGAGGGGGGCUGGAAAUAAAUUGGCAUGCUGCAUUGCAGUCAAAAUACUCUGGUGUUGGAAACGCCAUUACAAGGCAUAAGAAGACAUCAAUGACUUCAAGGACCAGAGAUUUGGCAAUAUAGACCAUUUAAACCGGCUCGAUAACCGCUAAUGGCGAACCCGAAUUUUAUCAGAUUAGGCAUCCUGGGGGGACCCACCCUCCCCAGAGUCAUAUUUUCAUAUCUUAACUCCCAAUUCUCAUCUUUGCAAUCAAUGAUUUUUUUCAAUAUUCAAUAUUAUCGACAUUUUUAUUUGACUGAAAGAGCACCUUUAGCACAUUUUAAAAAACUUUUUCUUGGCCUAUAUCCUCAAGCACUAUUUAACAGACAUUUCAAGAAGAUUUAAAACCACUUGUCUGUAUGAUGUAUUUAUUUCUCAUCACGUUUUCGGAUCUUUUAUACAUUAUAGCAUAGGCCUACGUUCAGUUGUCAAAGUAGCCUACACCAUAGAGGUAUCAUGUUGUUUAUAUUUCAUCUAGCCUACAAUAUUUGUUCAUGGCUAAACGCAAUUAAGAAGACCCCAUCCAUGUGCUGGAUUGUAUUUGUGUUCAUGUCGGAACAGAUUGCCUACAUUUUGUUUAAAUUCCGCAAGAUAUAGGAUAGCCUAUUUGACAAAAUACAAUUGAAUGUAAAUUAUUUUGAACAAGUUCCUUCUCAACAAUAUUAAACAAUAGCAACGGUUGCAACAUUAUUUGAUUUAACAAUAGGCCUAAUUCGUUUGGUUACAACAUGUUUCUUACUUGUGAUGUUGAUUUGACCAAUGAUGCAGCGUUAAGAAUCACCUGUUUCCAUCCCAUUUAAAAUGAAUUCAAGUUAUCUAUAAUGAUCGGGUGUGUUGCAUUGUUUUAAAUGUAAAUCAUUAACUUGUUAUUAAUGAGAACAAAGCCUAUUGGUCCUCAA